UCACACCCAGGACCAAGCAGGAGCAGGACCUCAGCAUUUUGACCUUUUAUUACAAAUGGAGAAACAUGAAGAUGUUCAAUACUGUUUUCAGGACAGAAACUCUUCUUGCAGAAAGGCUUUGCUAUCAACAUCUAUCUACAUAACACUGUACAUCUUCUUCUCAUUGAUUUCAGCAGUUACAGUAUUUUUGAACGUACUGGUGAUCAUCUCCAUCUCUCACUUCAAGCAGCUCCACACUCCAACCAACCUGCUCAUCCUCUCUCUGGCGGCGUCAGAUCUCCUGGUGGGACUGAUUGUGAUACCAGUAAUGACUGUAGCAAUAAUGGAACCAUGCUGGGGUUUUGGGGAAUAUUUCUGUGUGUUUCAUUUAUAUAUGGCUUUUUUAUGUACCUCUUUAUCUCUGGGCAAUUUGGUCUUGAUAUCUAUUGACCGCUAUGUUGCUGUGUGUGAUCCCUUAUCGUACCACUCUAAAAUAACAAUAACAAGAAUCACGUGUUGUAUAUCCAUCACCUGGUGUUGUUGUAUCAUAUACCGUGCUGCUAAUGUACAGUUUUUUGUAAAUUUACAGGUACCAAGUAGGUGUUUGAAAGAAUGUACUGCUGUUGAAGGGUCCAUCUGGGUUAAUAUCACUGACAUUGUAAUUACAAUGGUUGUCCCGUGCUCUAUUAUUAUAACACUUUAUAUGAAAAUCUUUGUGGUGGCCAGAUCACAGGCCAGAAAGGUAUUUUCUAAAGAGGCUGCCAGUGAGUCUGGUGUUAAAACUGUACAGGCAAAUAAGUCUGAGAGAAAAGCAGCAAAAACUCUUUCUAUUGUUGUUUUCAACUAUUUCAUUUGUUGGAUUCCAUCUCUCUUUGCUUUCUUUUUCUUUUCUGUUUUAGGUGAUUAUUUAUUAGCAUAUUUCAUCAGUUUUCUGGCAUUUGUUAAUUCCUUAAUUAAUCCAAUCAUUUAUGCUUUCCUUUAUCCAUGGUUUAAAGUGACAGCUAAACUUAUAUUAAGACGUUCAUUGUUCCAAUAAUAUGAUUCCCUAGUUCUGCAAACAUAGGUUUGAUAUUUGUUCUACAGGUGUUGUAAUUAUUUCACGAAACAAUACACUGACAUGACUCAUCUCACUGUUGUCAUCAUAGGU
Oncorhynchus kisutch (coho salmon) is the source of this 1126-nucleotide messenger RNA. Its product is annotated as trace amine-associated receptor 13c-like. The transcript has a single exon. Bases 56 to 1015 code for a protein of 319 amino acids. The record is from RefSeq and is a predicted model, not a curated record. Gene Ontology annotation, cellular component: membrane. NCBI's taxonomy places the organism in Eukaryota, Metazoa, Chordata, Actinopteri, Salmoniformes, Salmonidae. Gene Ontology annotation, biological process: G protein-coupled receptor signaling pathway. Gene Ontology annotation, molecular function: trace-amine receptor activity.